AUGGCUAAACGCGGCCCGCAGUCGUCGUUAAACCAUCUAAACUGGAAUGAAAUGGAAGAACCCGAAGAGAAGGGCGAGUUUGCGAAAGCGAGCGACGAUAUUCUAAAACAUCGGGUCAUCAAGAAGGCACGUCGCCGGGUUGCAACGGAUGCUGCAGACAGUACAGCACCAGCCGCUUCCACAUCCGUGUUUGGCGCGUUUAAAGGAUUCGCAUCGACCCCUGUAGCGAAAAGUGUCGACAGGCCGGAUGGUGCGCCAACGUUUUCCUUCCUUUCUAGCCUCGGUGCCGGUGCCGCCAAAACGAACGGAAACGGCACGGCCACCGUAUCGUCCAGCGGUUCAGACAGUAAUGCAGCCGGUUCGACAAAACCAAUGUUCUCGUUCGGUUCCAAUCUGGGCACGAUCGCUACAGCGGAUGCUAAUAAAAAGAUGUUCACCUUCGGCUCAGCGAACGCACUGAAAGCGGACAGUACGGAGGGAGCCAAAAAUGCAUCAUCCACCUCAUCCGGUUUUGGCAUAUCAUCGUCCAAAGAUGGUGAGAAGGAUUCGGGCAAGGGUUUGUUCAGCUUUACCAACACGGCGGCAAGUGCCGGAACGAUGCCAGCCUUCUCCUUCAGUUCGGUACCACCGAAAGCGACCGAUUCCCCCAAGCCGGAAAAGAACUUCACAUUUGGCUCUCCGAUCGGGAACAAAAACGCGGAAUCAGAUACAACGGCAAAGCCUACCUUCUCGUUUGGUUCCAUUGCAGCUAAAACGGGUUCCGGAGAGGCCGACAAGAAGAUGCCCACGUUCGGAUCUCCAAUUGCAGCGAAAGAUACUUCCCUGAAUGCUGCUUCCUCAACGGGCAUGUUCAACUUCGGAUCAAAUGCUGCCAAAUCCGACACUGGGGGCGAUUCGGAGAAGAAAACCUUCACAUUCGGCAGUUCUCCGGCAGCGGCAAAAGAAACGAUAAACAGUUUGGGCAAGGGUACCUUUUCGUUUGGUUCCGUUGCGGCCAAAUCGGAUUCAUCCGAGACGGAAAAGAAGACAUUCGCUUUUGGAGGUUCGCCAGCAGCAACGAAAGAACCGGCAGAUGCUGCACCUCCGACCAAAAGCAUGUUUUCCUUCGGCUCUAAUGCAGCAAAACCGACAGCACCCAUCGAAAUACCCAAAAGGGCAACCGUCACAUUCGGUUCCCCCGCAGGGAUGAAGGAUAUGGCUUCCGCGAAGGGUGCUUUUUCAUUCGGAUCGAUUCCACCAAAAUCAAACGCAGAUGAGGGCGCAGUAAAGAAGGGUGCAUACUCGUUCGGAUAUGUUUCUACUGGCGCAAAGGAUACGGCAGUUACCCCUCCAAAGGAGACAUUUUCUUUUGGGCUUUCCCAACCCACGAACAGCAAUACGGUUGGAACACCAACUAAACCAGCCGAGAGUGAGAAGAAAACGUUUUCCUUCGGAGUUACUUCCCCGUCCAAUGAAACCGCCGCGGACAAACGUAAGGAGGCGGCAACAUUCGCUGCACCGAAGGAAAACAGCGAUGAUACGAUAAAGAAAAUGUUCAGCUUUGCCUCAUCGACAGCAACGCCGAAAGCAGUGGACACUGGGAAGAAAGAUGAGGAAAAUAGGCCUGUUUCAGCUUCGUUCGCAUCCACCACCAAACCAGCUGUAACCGGCGUUGAAAAAACGUUAUGCGUUAAAAGCAACGUCAUUGCACUAAACAAAGCAUUCAUUGCUUGGAUUACUGAAAAGACGAAGGAAAAUGCCUACUGCAGCCUGCUACCCGUGUUCAAAAGCUACGAAACAUAUUUCGAGGAAAUCACGAAAACGGAACAAAGUUGCACUGCCGAAACCAAGACAACCACCACUGCGGAAGCUGCAAAACAACUCUUCGCUAUGUCAAAGCCGGAUGAUGCACCAACUGCGGCCACAUCGGAACAAACGAACGCGCUGGCAAACAAACCAACAACCGACCAGGUUUCGAAAGAACCAGAAAAGCCAAAGGAAAAAACGGGCUUUUUCUUCGGUACUUCAGCAGCGAAAGAAUCACCGACCACAGCGAAACCAGUGGCACCCGCUGCGGCUGCUGCUCCGACCGGUUUCAUGUUCGGUGGUACGGCGAAGCCACUAACGUUUGGAGCAUUCUCAACAGCAGGCAAUACCACCAACAUCACAGCGACGACCAACAACUUAUCGUCGGUGUCCACCACGUCACCAUCGUUCUUUGCCGGUGCGUCCACAUUCGCCAGCAAAGCCCUGUCUCCCGGUGGGUUUACGUUUGGCGGUGUCGUUAAGCCACCAGUUCCGGAUAGUAGUGCGGCCAACGACAAGGACAGUGCCGGUGGUGGUGAUGGUGGGGAAGCCGAUGAGGAUGAACCACCGAAGGUAGAAUUCACACCGGUAGAAGAAAAGGACAGUCUAUACUCCAAGCGCUGUAAGCUGUUCAUCAAAGCUGACGGCUCAUACUCCGACCGUGGUGUGGGCACCCUCCACGUAAAGAUGGUGGACGGAAAGGUGCAGGUGUUGGUGCGUGCGGAUACGAGCCUGGGCAACAUCCUGCUUAACAUCAUCCUAAACGAAUCGGUACCGCUUCAGCGUUUGGGAAAGAAUAACGUCAUGAUGAUCUGCUUACCGACACCGGACGCCAAGCCACCUCCAACAUCGGUUCUGCUGCGUGUAAAGACUACCGAGGAGGCGGACGAACUGUACGAAAGUUUGUUGAAGUAUAAGCCGAAAUAG
Messenger RNA from Anopheles marshallii, 2712 nucleotides. It is a transcript of the gene Nup50, whose product is annotated as nuclear pore complex protein Nup50. The coding region runs from base 1 to 2712 and encodes 903 amino acids. Lineage: Eukaryota; Metazoa; Arthropoda; Insecta; Diptera; Culicidae. The transcript has a single exon. Gene Ontology annotation, cellular component: nuclear pore. Gene Ontology annotation, biological process: intracellular transport. The record is from RefSeq and is a predicted model, not a curated record.